Molecule: messenger RNA, 701 nt
Organism: Tuber aestivum (summer truffle)
Lineage: Eukaryota; Fungi; Ascomycota; Pezizomycetes; Pezizales; Tuberaceae
Source: the annotation of a GenBank genome assembly
AUGAUAUUUUGGGGAAAGCAUUCCCCCACUGAAAUUGCAUCGAUCUCGGAGAGGUGGGCAGAGCAGCGUAUCUUCAUCGAUAUCUGUGGUGGACCCAAUGAUACCGCAAGACAGAUCAAAUAUCAUCAUGGAAGGAAUAGAAAUGGUAAUCAGACGGUCUGAGAACCGAGGGUAAAGGUCCCGGAGCUUUGUUUCCGUGAUAACAGGUGUCGUAUGCGCUAGCAGAAGGGGAAGUGGGCGAGGGGAGGAGAAGUUGAAGGGGAGAAAUAGGGGAGGAGGAGCUGGAGGAGCUGGAGAAGGUGAAGGUGAAGGGGAAGGGGAAGGGGAAGGGGAAGGAUGCACUUUUGCAGUUGCAACCCGCCAUUGCUCAAAUAGAGGCAGACAGAGGCAGGCCACGACCCGAAUCAAUACAUCGUUUAUGUGACACUGGCAUAAAGAAAGCAGCAGCGAGCAACAUUGAGCAGCAGCAGAUGAAGGCUCGCAGCAACAAUGUUACAGUACAGUACAGCACAGUGUUGCCCACACAGGGAAGGAAAGCAGGCAGGCAGGUGCAAGUGGCAACCAGUGUCCUUGGUCACUCAAUUGCUGUAUAUGGAAAUCAUCAACGCCGAUCAUCACUGGGGACGGCUGGGAAAAUAAUCUCUACCGUGCGAUACGAGCACUGUGCGUUUGGAACUCCCGCGAUAACUUCCAGAACGUGA